CUCUCUCUCUCGCUCUCUCUCUCUCUCUCUCUCGCUCUCUCUCUCGCUCUCUCUCUCUACAGCUCUGUCUUCUCUCUCUCUGUCUCUCUGUCUCUCUCUGUCUCUCUCUGUCUCUCUCUGUCUCUCUCUGUCAGGUUUCCAGUAAAGUUAAACCCACCUGAGCUCAGAGAGAGUCAGCUGUGAGGAAAAAUUCAUCUCCGUCAUGAGCCAAAUGUGUGGAUUAUAAAAAAGAAGCUCUUCUUGUGACUCCGUGGACGAUGAGGACUCAGUUUUAACUCAACUCAGAAAACUACCAGUUCAUCUGCCUGAUCUGUGCUUUUAUUUCAGAGCGUAUUUUGUCCUGACUGAGUCAACAUGCAGCAGCCUGAAACCCCGCAGAUAGCUCAGCCAACAGCUGCAGAAGCACUGGAUCCAGCAGCUCAGUACCUGCGUCGAAGGAAAACUGCUCUGUGGAUCAGCGUUUCCCUGCUGAAUCUGGGUCUUGUGAUUCUGGCUCUGGGUCUGAUCGCCGCCACUCGCACCGACAACGUGCCUGUCGCUGGAUAUUAUUCCGGCAUCACCCUCAGUUUUGGAGCGUUUCUGGGCAUCGUUGGCAUCCACCUGGUGGAAAACCGCAGACCCAUGCUUGUGGCAUCAAUAGUCUUCAUCAGCUUGGGAGUCAUCGCGUCUUUCUUCUGUGCCAUCGUGGAUGGGAUCAUUGCAUCAGAGUUCAUUGACAUCAGGCCCCUGCAGGAGGACAUGUGUCAUUUUUACUCCAGUGGAUCGGGCUACCUCUACGACAGCUACUAUACUGAGGUGUCAUGUCGUUCAUUCGACAAGACAUGCAAGCUGAAGCUGAGGAGUGACACCUGCUACUGCUGCUAUCUGUACAACUGUGGGAGCACAGACUACCACUCUCAUUACUACGAGUUCACCGGCGUGAGCAGCUGCUGGGACGUCAUCCACCUGCACCGGCUGCUGUGGGCCUCGGUGGUGCUCAGCGUGGUCGGCUUGUUCCUGGGCAUCAUCACCGCCGCCAUCCUCGGAGCGUACAAAGAUAUGGAUAAACCCACUCCACCAGUGGCUCCCAGCCCGGCGCCUCCACCUCACACCCUCUACAACCCGACUCAGCACAUGCUCAGCUACCCCGGCUUCUGUUCUUCAGGGCAAACUCUACCUGCCUACCCCAACUAUCCAAUACCAAUGCAGCACAACAGCAACUACCAGCCACCCAACACCCCCCAGAUGAUGCCAGACGGAGGCCCUACGUCCACGUCCGAGGAGAACCAGAACCAGCAGCCCUCUCUGGUGCCCCCCCAGGCUCAGCCUCAGGGAGCCACCCAGGACCACGGAGGCUUCAUGCUGACCCCCAACGCUCCGGUCCUCUAUGGAGCCUCCUAUAGCCCCUUUGAGAAACCUCCACCUUACGCCUGCUGCAACCUCUGACAGACAUGCAGGGCGCGUUGGAGAUGUCUUCACCUGUCAGACUGAAUAUAGCACAGGACAUUUCAUAGGUGUAGAGAGGAACCACUCAUGUGGGCUUCACAGCUACUGGUUUAAGAUGCUACGUUUCUUGUGUGUCGAACGGCAUUGAACUGAAGACAGACAGAGAUUUAUAGCUGUGUAGUGUGAUUAUAUAGACAUGAGUAAGUCAUUUCCAGUGUAUUUAUUAGAGGAAACGUGCUUAUUUACUUUCUUGUUUAGAAUUGGAUAAGAUUGUGAUCCUGUGAAACUACAGCCAGUAGCUGGUUAGCUUAGCUUAGCACAAAGACAGAAGUAAAGGGAAACAGCUAGCUUCAUGGUUUUAAAGGUUUAUUCCACCCUUAAAUACUACAUUAUCCAAGUACUUAUUGGUUCAAAGGCUUAUUUGAUUCCAAAAUGCUAUAUAAUCCAAGUUUCAUUUUAAAGGUUUAUUCCACCCGGAGUACUACAUUGUCCAAGUACAUAUCGUUUUUAAAGGUUUAUCCCAACUAAAAUAUUACAAUGUCCAAGUACAGACAGUUUUUAAAGGUGUAUUUCACUAAGUAUACUCCAAUGUCCAAGUCCAAACAGUUUUUAAAGAUUUAUCCCACCUAAAAUACUACAGUGUCCACAUACAGACAGUUUCUAAAGGUUUAUUAGACCUAAAAUACUACAAUGUCCAAGUACAGACAGUUUUUAAAGGUUUUUUCCACCUAGAAUACUACAAUGUACAAUAUAUUUGAAAGGUUUAUUCCACCCUAAAAUACUGUUAUCCAAGUAUUUAUUUUACAGACUUAUUUCAUCCCAAAAUACAACAUUAUCAAAGUGCUUUUUGUUUUAAAGGGUCAUUCCAUUCCACUAUACUAUAUUAGCUAAAUCCUUAUCAUUUUAAAGGUUUAUUCCACCCAGAAUACGACAGUAUCCAAGUAAAUAUAGAUUAUAAAGGUUUAUUCUACCCAGAAUACUACUUCCUGUCUUGCAGUUUACAUGAGCUUCAUGUUGGCAAGUGGAUGGGGGUCAUUACAUGUACAUAUACCAUCUUGCUCCAAAAUGUGUUUCUUAAUUCAAUCUGCCACCUCCUUACUUAUCCACUUCACUAGGUGGCGCUGUUACAAAAAAGUUCCUAGAAAUGCAGUCCUGAAACUGCAGCCUCUUUUAUUUUAGUCACAUGCUGCUCACAACUUCAUCUGACUAAUCACAUUAAUUAUUACAUGUUGUAUCUCAAAAAUCCAAAUGUAAAGUGAAUAAGCAAGUUUCUCAACAUUAGUCUUAACCUUUAAGCCUCAAGCUGACCGUCGGAUGUAUUUCAUAUAAAUAUGUGUCUCGUACACUCGACUGUGAUCUGAUAGUUGUUUCUGUCCUAACUUGUGUAGACCAGAUUGCAGGCCCCACUUGUGAACUGUCUCGCUGUUCUCGCCACUGUACAAGCAAUUAAAAGGGCUUUCUUGAAAUGUGAACUGGAGAGCAAACGACGCUCAUGUUGCUGUUACUAAAUCGUGUUUGUGUGAAUAAUUUAAUGUGCACUUUACAGUCAGUAUAUUGCUUGUAUUAUUGAUGACGCAUGUUAACUGCUGUGGGAUGGGAUUGUGUAGCUGCUGCUGCUAUUAAAUACAUUACAUGUUAAACUGGCA
Messenger RNA from Amphiprion ocellaris (clown anemonefish), 3071 nucleotides. RefSeq names its product transmembrane protein 255B. The transcript is spliced from 9 exons. NCBI's taxonomy places the organism in Eukaryota, Metazoa, Chordata, Actinopteri, Pomacentridae. The record is from RefSeq and is a predicted model, not a curated record. The coding region runs from base 355 to 1425 and encodes 356 amino acids.